GUGCACCGCUACCUCUGACAGCUCCACGAGGAACUGCAGAGAACGGCGGAACGUCUGACCAAGGCACUUCUCACGGAAAGGCAAAAUGGCUGCUGCACCACCGGAAGUGACGAAUAGACCAUGGGCGGGGUUUCAAUUUUAACCAGCAAACAAAAAAGAAACACUUCUACACAUAGAACACGCUUUAAAGUGCGUCUCUAGUUACAGGAGCUGAUUUGUAGUGCGGCGGCCAUUUUACCGGAGACCUCGUUCAGUAUUUGUAUGAUAAUCGUGUCUUCCUGUCCGCGUUGAACUGUAGACCUGCCAGCCUGACCUCUUGUGUCCAGGAGUGGCUUUAUGGAAGUGGAGGGAAGAGCUCAUAUAUAUCGAGUUGGGGGAUCCUGCGGUUACCUGUGGGGCGUGAUAGUGAAGACAAGGUAGAGGUAUAAUGAGCUGAAGAUGGCAAGUCAGAUUAAAGACAAAGAAGCUUUUCAAAGACUAAACUUUCUGUACCAGGCUGCACAUUGUGUCUUGGCUGCAAACCCUGAGAAUGUGGAACUCGCUCGAUUCUACUGUCAUACAGAAAAAACUAUUGGCAAACGUUUAGUUUUAAGGCAGGAUCCUUCUAUAAAAAGAACAAUUUGCAAGAGAUGCAGCUCUCUCCUACUUUCAGGCAUCACAUGUACUGUAAGACAAAGAAAACGUCGAGGACAAAGACUAACUAUAGUCAGAUGUCUAAGCUGCGGACUUACUAAACCUUUCCUAAAUAAUCCAAACUACAAGCUCUGGAGUGAACAGCCAGAAGCCCUACUAGAAAACCAACCAAAACCAGAUAUGAACCCUGGAUCUCAUCAAAACUUACCAAAAGAAAGAAAUGAAUCUUCUGCCGAAACACAGAAUGCUAUCAAGAUUACCUCCUAGCAUGUUACAGCCCACUCCCUGUAUUAUGAAUGGGAAUGAAUGGGCACUUUUAUUUUCAGAUUUUUUUUUUUUUUGUUAAACUUUGUGCUUACAGCAUGUGGUGUGUGUGACUAAACUAGACAUUGGAUGUCAUGUGUAAAAACUAGUGCAAGGAAAAACACUGCGUCUCCAACAGAAAAUAACAAUGCUUGCUUUCAUUUUCUAACCCUUCACUUGCAGAAUGAGUUGUAAUCUGGUUGUUGUGAUUAGACCCACUGUUUUCCUUGCUCUAGUUCCCUGUCUAUAUUAGAUGUGGGUGAGAUAUACUAUACUAUAAUGGAGGGUGCAUGUUAAAGGAUUGUCCAGUAUAAGAAAAAAUGCUGAUUCUAGUUUGCACUCCGGUCCAGUUUGUGUCUGGUAUUGCAGCUUGGCACCACUGAAGUGAAUAAGACUGGGCUGCAGUACUACACACAGCCUGUUAUAAAAAGGAUUUAUGCUGCACUGGACAACCCCUUUAACUGUGAACAGAAUUGUAUUACUUACUCCUCCAUAAAACAUUUCAUAUUGCUGAUAAGUGUAAAACUACUGUAAAUAAACUGACAACUCUAUA
Messenger RNA from Hyla sarda, 1489 nucleotides. RefSeq names its product ribonuclease P/MRP subunit p21 (gene RPP21). Gene Ontology annotation, biological process: tRNA processing. The coding region runs from base 439 to 900 and encodes 153 amino acids. Lineage: Eukaryota; Metazoa; Chordata; Amphibia; Anura; Hylidae. The record is from RefSeq and is a predicted model, not a curated record. The transcript is spliced from 6 exons. Gene Ontology annotation, cellular component: nucleolar ribonuclease P complex.